AUGUGGAAGAAGUAUGAGCAGUUAAAUGUUGGAUCAGAGGAGAAGCAGAGGGCUCUCAGGGAGGUCAAAGAAACUGUGUUACACAGGAAGCUUCUCGACAGCAGUAUCGGUUUCAUCGGGAAGCUUGCCUUUGGAUUUGAGGGACCUUCGGUGCUUGAGGCUACUAAAGGCCCUGGCCAUCCAUUAGUAGACUAUUGGGAUUGUCUGAAGACGAUGGUGCGAGAUUUCGAGUCCCAGUGCGGAUCACUCACUCAGUAUGGCAUGAAACACAUGAGGGCGUUCACAAACAUCUACAACAUGGGGAAGUGGAGCCCGCCGGUUCUAGGGCACAGCGCCUGA
Molecule: messenger RNA, 339 nt
Organism: Triticum turgidum subsp. durum (durum wheat)
Lineage: Eukaryota; Viridiplantae; Streptophyta; Magnoliopsida; Poales; Poaceae
Source: the annotation of a GenBank genome assembly